AUGACUUUAACGUUGACCACAUCUCCCGCCGCUCGGAAGUUCGCCGAGCGUUUGAUGCGGGAGGUCCCAUAUCGUGACAGCUGCAGCGCGUCUUGCACCAAUAAGGGUGCCCACGAGCACGAUGCAGAAUGCGCUGGGUCAGUUAAUCACCCUUGUGGACACGACCUGUCCAAGGAACGCGAGCUUUUCGAGCGCAGUCUUCCGGACAAGUACCGCGCCUGUACGAUGUUCCGCGAGGAGGCGAAGGUUGCAUUCACGUCGCAGCAAUACAAGCUCGCCGCUAAGUUCUACGAGAAGAUUCUGAUCCAGCUAGACUACACAUUCGCUGAUGACGCGGAUUGGAAGGCCAAAUUUCGGGAGAUGGAGCUGUCUACACACAUCAAUCUCGCGCUGACCAAGUUCCGCCUCCAGGAGUUCCGGCAAUCGAUAUUCCAUUGCAACAGGGCUCUAUCGUUGGACGCAACGAACGUUAAGGCGCUCGUGCGCCGCGGACUCUGCUACAUGUCGCUUUGUUCCUACGACGAAGCUAAAAAGGACUUCCUGAAAGCGCUUGAAAUAGACACUGGUUGCGCAACUGCUCAAGCGCAGCUGGCGUUAAUAGGCAAGCUGGUGAGUGCUUUGUUCGUUUUAGCAUAG
Molecule: messenger RNA, 636 nt
Organism: Babesia ovata
Lineage: Eukaryota; Apicomplexa; Aconoidasida; Piroplasmida; Babesiidae
Exons: 7
Coding region: 1-636 (211 amino acids)
Molecular function (GO): protein binding
Source: RefSeq, a predicted model, not a curated record